AUGGAUUCGGCGCUGACGCUCAAUGCAGCUGAAUACGAUCCCAUCGACCAUCUCAACGCCAUCUUCUCCCACCCCGCCACGCUCGCCUCCGUCUCGGCCACGUCCGAGGCCCUUCGCAGCUACCAAGAUGAUCUCGACGAGGAUAUCGCAGCCGUCAUCGCGUCACAGUCCAGCUCAGAUGCAGACAGCGUGCAGCGCAUACAGUCGGCAAAGGCUGAGCUGGCCGACCUCUUCAAGAGGAUCGAGAGCGUCAGGGAGCGGGCCAUGCAGACGGAGCAGACCAUCACCGAGAUGACUGCGGACAUAAAGCGCUUGGAUAGCACAAAGAAGAACUUGACCCUCUCCAUGACGGCCUUGAAGCGGCUGCAGAUGUUGACGACGGCAUACGAACAACUGCGCAGUCUGAGCAAGUCGCGGCAGUAUAGAGAGUGCGCCCAGCUGCUGCAGGCGGUUCUACAACUCGUGGCCCACUUCAAGAGCUAUCGUUCAAUAGACCAGAUUGCUACCCUCAGUCGCAAUGUGGCGGAUGUGCAGGGCGAGUUGCUGGAGCAGGUCUGCGAAGACUUUGAGGUUACAUUCGCCAAAGGGGAAACGGCCCAGCGAAAGGCCAUGCUAGCAGAAGCUUGCCUCGUCAUCGAUGCGCUUGGCGAGCAUGCGCGGACACGGCUUAUAAAUUGGUACUGCAAUACGCAGCUUCGCGAGUACCGGCAGGUCUUCCGUGGCAAUGAUGAAGCUGGCUCCUUGGACAAUAUUGGACGGCGAUACAGUUGGUUCAACCGAAUGAUGAAGACUUAUGAUGUUGAGCAUGCCUCAAUCUUCCCAGCCUAUUGGCGCGUAAACGAGAUGCUGGCCAAUUCGUUUUGUGAAGGGACCCGUGAAGAUUUCAAGUCUAUACUGCAAAAAUCUGUGCGAAGAGGUGACAGUCAAAGUCUGGACGUCACACUCCUUCUUUCAUGUCUACAGGAAACACUUGAUUUCGAACAAGGCCUGGAACGGCGGUUCUCCAACGAGUCUCGCUCUUCCGUGGACACCAUGGCUUCCAAGGAAGAACGACCACAUGGCUUCAGCCAAGCCAUCUCUGAGGCUUUUGAGCCUUACAUGAGCCUCUGGGUAGAGUCUCAAGACAAACAAUUAGCAGCCUUGAUACCCAAGUAUCGGCAACAGCCUUUGCGAAAUUCAGAGGAGGAGUUCUCGCCUCAAGCAGUUAUACCGUCAUCGACCGAGUUGUUCAAUUUCUACCGCAUGACUCUGGCACAGUGUGCCAAACUCUCGACUGGAACAAGGCUUCAAGAGCUGUCUGUCACUUUUGCCAAAUACCUGGACCAGUAUGGGCAACAGGUACUCUACUACUUCCUCAGUGAGAAGUCGGGUGCCCAGGGACCGUCUAUUGAAGAUGCUGUUCUUAUCCUCAACACUGCAGACUACUGCUACGCCACUUGUAACCAACUAGAAGAGAAGAUAAAAGGCCGGAUAGAUGAGGAGUUUCGAGAAAAGGUCGAUCUACAGAGCCAAGCUGAUGCUUUCAUGGGCAUUGCCAGCGCGACGGUACGCAUGCUGGUCCGAAAGGUUGAGAUUGCAUGUGAGCCCAGCUGGCGUGAAAUGCGCAAUACGCCCUGGGCAAAACUUGAGAGCGUUGGCGACCAGAGCACAUAUGUUGCCGAGCUGCUCCGCAAUGUCAAGGAGAGAUCUGGUGAGAUUCUCAAAUACCUUCACAAGCAACAGUAUGCGCGAGCGUUCAGUGACAACCUGGUGGACUUAAUGGCAUCUGCAUACAUUGCCAACAUUGUGCAAUGCAAGCCAAUUUCUGAAGUAGGGGCAGAGCAGAUGCUGCUGGAUUCAUACGUCUUGAAGCAGGGGCUCACAGAGAUUCCCACGCUCAACGAUGAGCCAGGUACGGCGCCACCAGCAAGCUUUAUCAAACGUGUCAACCAAUCAACAGCAAAGAUUGACCCUCUGCUCAAGACGCUGCAAGUCCGCCCCUCACCACCCGAAGCCCUGGUACAAGCAUACCUCAUCCACAUUGCCGACAAAUCCGACACCAAUUUCCGCAAAGUACUGGAGCUCAAGGGGAUCCGCAAAGCCGAGCAAACCCAACUCUUGGAUCUCUUUGCUGCGUUCCGUGCAUCACCUAACCAUGCAAAUCUAGUGCAGAACUCGCCCUUUCUUACACCCUUGCUGGUUCAGAACAACACGGGUGUUGGCAGUGGAGCGGGAAGCGUCAUGGGUACACCGAGUCUCAGUGGAGGUCGGUUCGAUGCAGCAGGGCUCGGGAAUAUGCUUGUCAAUGCUGCGAGAGACGGGGUGGAUCGGUUUGGCAGCCCUGCGCCUGGGCAGCAGCAGAGUGGUAGUGGUGGGACUGAUGGCGGGGCGAACCUGGAGAGCAACCUGAAGAAUAUUGGCAAGUUUUUCAGGAGGGAUGUUGGAUUUAGGGGGUUUGGACGGAGUGAAGAUGCACGGUAG
This is a messenger RNA of Bipolaris zeicola 26-R-13, 2460 nucleotides long. RefSeq lists its product as uncharacterized. Bases 1 to 2460 code for a protein of 819 amino acids. The transcript has 4 exons. Lineage: Eukaryota; Fungi; Ascomycota; Dothideomycetes; Pleosporales; Pleosporaceae. The record is from RefSeq and is a predicted model, not a curated record. Gene Ontology annotation, cellular component: GARP complex. Gene Ontology annotation, biological process: retrograde transport, endosome to Golgi.